This is a messenger RNA of Amoebophrya sp. A25, 3618 nucleotides long. NCBI's taxonomy places the organism in Eukaryota, Dinophyceae, Syndiniales, Amoebophryaceae. The record is from the annotation of a GenBank genome assembly.
AUGUUCGAUAUACAUUUAUCUUUUGGUCUCGACAGCCGCAACUCGCUUUUGGUGCAGUUACGAGAGUUACUGAACACGCCGCCGAGACCAACGAACGCGCGAUUCGGACGUCCCGAAAGCGAUGCUGCUAUUGCAGCACUGGAAUCUGGCGGAGCGACGUUUACCCAACGCUUGCUUGUUGCUGACUUGCGGCAGAGUGCCUUCGAAAGGAUGCGUGCGGCAAGCCAAAGCGAAGAGAUAGAGGAAAUACCAUCCCACCGCUUUGUCGAUGUUGUGCAUGAACGCUUAGGUGUUCUUCCACUGAGCGCAGUGCUCCUGUAUGGCGAAGAAACUGACACCGCCGAUUACGAGGUUCGAAUAUUGAUCGAGAACGCGAGCAAUGAAGAUAACACUUCGCGCGCUGUUUCUCUUCUUCCAAAUGAAAAUUGGUUUCUCGUACCUCGAGCUGACACCCUUGAUGUGCUUCGAAAGAAUCUGCAUUUCGAGAAAAAAGUUUCCAACGUGACGCAGAAAGCAUUAGGGUACGCGCGGGAGAUCACAACUAUAUUUCCGUUAGUGGAGAAAACCCAUGACCUCGACGACGACACCGUAGCAAUACCUGUAGAAGAGGGGGAUCAAUGCUCUGAAGGAAUCCGCGACGAGGAGGCAAACCUAUCUGACGGUUGUGUCGGACCUUCGCCAUGCGCCAAUUGCAGAGCCGACUGGGCGCGGUAUUUUCUACGUCAAAAUAAAGGCUUUGUGUUUGUUGAUGAAAAAGUACAUGCUAUUUAAUAUCGUUGACAACAACAUCAUCAUCAUCAUGUAAAUAGAUGAUCUUCCUUUUCGUCCAACCAUUGUAAUGAUGAACUCGCUAAGCAACCACUUGUACGUGUUUUUGAGUUCAUUUGAUGAGGACGAUAGUUAGUAUACUUAAACGAACUUCUGCGGCAAUGAAAGAUAAUGAACCUUUCGUAAGGGUCUGGGCUCCGUAAUGAAAUAAUCCAUUAAAUCAUGGUGCUAGCAAAUGCAUCUCAAACGGCUUUAGGGCAUGCAUGGGAGGUGCAAUCGCACACGGUUGCAACUCGAAGAUUCAGGAGCAAAACAAGUGGAAGAUAUUUUUGACCGCUUUCCACGAUCUCGGUCUUUACCGUGCUGACGAAGGCAUUGUGUUGCCUGAUGACAUUUUUUUUGUCUUACAGGACAUUAUGCACUUCCUGCUGCAUCAGUCGAACCAGCGUCCUGACGUAGGCCAGGGCGGCUUCACAAAGCCGAUGACGAUGAGUAAGUUUAAGGUUGCCCGUGGCACGAGGGAGACACAGAGCCAUGAAUCCUCUUGGGAAGGGAAUAGCCGUGCUGGUGUUGUGGCGCGUUCGUCAUGCGUUCAAGGACCAGACGACGCUACGCUUUUGCCCGUUGUGCGGAGCGAGUUUCGCCUCGAAGGCUCGUCGAUGUCUUUUCUGGAGUUCUGCCUACUGCUUGGGAACCAAGGCUACUCACGUGAAGAUGAUUUGAAAGACGUUUUGUUAGCUGCCUUUUGGGAUUGGUCAGUCUACUCAGAUAAAAGGAGGCUGCGCACAGUUCUCAUGGACGUACCGUUUUACAAUCGUUCGAUUAACGUCAUCAGCAGUCUAGUUCCAUUUCAUAUUUUACUUAAGCAGCAUCUCGAGGUUGUAUGCGAUGAACGCGGAGCGUCGGUCGGGCGAGUGAGCGAGCCUCGUCUGGAAGCGAUGAGCUUGCUUCUGCGGGUGCGCGACGUCUAUGGGUUUUCUGCGUUCCAUUAUGCAAUUAUGGCGGAAGACUUGUCUUUGUUUUCCAUGCUGAGUCGGCGCACUGAGAGGUAUUUUCCUCGUGGAAAUAUUGCAGGGGAAUUUGUUGCUGCGGCUUCUGACUCUGAGGAGGCAUCAGCCACGACCCAUGGCUGCGAGUGCGGUAGGGCUCAUGCAGGCUGUGAUGGUGACACUCCACGCACGCACAGGCACAAAAAAGCUGCUUUUGCUGAGCAAACUACCUUUUUUGCGGCCGCGUGCUACGCCGGAAAUUGGUUUGCUGCCGGCGCGAUGGCGACGCACUCUCCCGUCGAACGGCCAGACGAGAGUGAGGUAUCCGAUCCUGACCGCAGUUUGACUGGCGCGAGUACAGCGUGUAGUCACCAGAGUCCCGAGGAUGGCGAAAGCACUUCUUUAGCUCGCCGUAGGCAUUUCAUUUGGCAGAAGGAUUGUCUAGGGCGCACUCCGCUGAUGCUUGCAUGUUGCACACCCGAAAUCUGGUUUGGUGUCUAUGAUGGCUGCGACCAUUAUCGCCGCGGUGGAGUUGCGUGUUUUCUGACCCGAUCGUAUACUGACGAGCAGCUGCAAAUCAAUGAUCGCGACAAUGACGGACAAACCGCCCUGCUCUACGCAGGAAGGAAUUUUUUACAUAAGUCGUUUGCCGCUAUUCUGCGCGAUUGCAAGACUGUGGACGUCGAUGUACAAGAUCCACUUACAGGAAAUACUCCCCUUCUUUGGCUCCUUCAUCGAAAGGUGCCAGAGGGGCUUCCGCGCUGGGACGUAGAGUCGAAUAGCGUAAAGGUGCUUCCUUGGCCCACGUUUUUGGAAAAGAAUUAUGAUCCAGAAUCCUCACGCAAUGAAGAUUUCAGAUGGGCUCUACAAGAAAUAGUGAUGCGCCUGCGGGAACGGAAUGUGGACAUGACAGCCAAGAACCAUGAUGGACAGGACUGGAAAGCAGUCGCGGAGAGGCAUCUGGAUGAGCGGAACCUGGAACGCCUCACAGAACUGAUGGAAAUGCCCUUUGAGGAUUUCUUUGGGAGUAGCGACGACGAUGACGGGUAUGACUAUGGCACGGACUCGACCUCAAAUGAAAACAGCGACGACGAGGGGACUUCAGAUGAUGACGAGAACGCCACCGGGUCAGAGGCUGAGGAGGGUGGUGAAAACGAAGACCGUCAGAGUGGUUCGUCUAAUGAAGACGAAGUUAGUACUAAUGCACCCGAGUCCAGCGAUAAAAAUGGUGAAACCUCGACGGACGAAUAGAAAGAGUAUCACGAUGAAGAUGAGAUCGCCAGCUGUAAAGAUACUGCAGGCCAUGCCAUCUAUUGGCUAUCACACCCUUUCACCACAAGCCAUGUCCCAUGAACUACUGCUCGUAUCUAUGUAUAGCUUUAUAGCGGAUUUUCGCCCAUACCCAUAGAUGUCUUGUGUAUAAUUUUGACAGCCAGAUCGAAAUCCUCGUCAGCUCUUGCGCAGUCAAUUUGUUGGCGGUAAUUGUAGGUAAAAGUAGGCACAUGGAUCAAACACUUACUCUUCAAUCUGUCCCGUAGCCGUACCCGUAACCACAUGCUGUCCCGUAAUCCCCAAAGCCUGGAGGUAUAAUUUUUUCAAGUUUCACGCACCCGCACUUUUUUCUUGGGGAUGAACGCAGGCAACAGGCCGCAGAAGAGAGGCGCGCUCUGGUUAGAAUCAAAUAUACAAUUGGUCGACGUGAUUGUCGCACCUGUACUAAGCAGAAUGUUGAAUGCUGGCAUUUCUUGGAGGCGUAGACCAGCGAGCGCGACCCCAAAAACUAUACCGACCACUAUCAAUUUAUUCCAGCGUGACACGAAGUGUACGCUUGGUUAACCCCGAGUCAUAUGUGUACAUGUAU